Molecule: messenger RNA, 1426 nt
Organism: Erigeron canadensis
Lineage: Eukaryota; Viridiplantae; Streptophyta; Magnoliopsida; Asterales; Asteraceae
Product: TNF receptor-associated factor homolog 1a-like
Exons: 1
Coding region: 90-1295 (401 amino acids)
Source: RefSeq, a predicted model, not a curated record
GUAUUCAUGUGCUGUAGGAAGUUGUUGGUUCCUUGCAAAAAGAAACAAGUGUCAAGGAUGAAGUGGGCCCUCCAAAUGCAGCUCAUAUUAUGUCAUCUUCUCUAAAAACAUCCACAUGUGCUGCUCACCAGAAAACCGACCUAAAGAAAAGCUCAUUUUCCAUUCCUAGAGAGCCAUCUAUAGGUAAAACCCUCAAUACUGAUAAAGCGGUUGAAACUUUAGUGUCAGCCAAAACUUCUGGUUAUAAAAUGGGGACCCAGAAGCCAGCCAAAACACUCCUUCCAACCGAAAAGGCGAUGAACAGUCCAUUGAUAACCGAAAAACCUGUUCUUUCUCAAUCGUCAAACACCAUUAAAAAGCCUCCUAUUCAACAAGCGGCAGUUUCGGUGGACAAGUCUUCCACUCAGGCUCAUUCAACUAGCGGUGUUGCCAUUGCAGCACCAUUGGUACCUCGUUCAGCAAGUGCAGCAGUACAUUUGGGUCCUGAUGAUGCUGUUCCUCAAUCCUACCGAAAUGCCAUCAUGGGGACUCAUGCUACUACUGCUGCAACUUCAACAGCUUUCAGUCAACCAUGUUCUCCAAAUUUGGCAUAUUCACAGCCGCCUAUCACAUCACUUCCCAUGUUUCUACCCCAGACCUCCACUUCUAGCAUUUCACCCAUACCAACCUUCUCGUUUGGAAUGUUGGAUUAUGGUGUAUUGCAAAAUGAGUCCCACUUAUCAGGAAUGGGUGACGUUGAUAGCAGCAGAGGCUUACCUAAUGAUCCUUCAUUUCUGACUGAUAUUACAAAUAUUGAUAUACUCAAACGAUCCUGCAAUCUUUCUGACGAGUUCCCUCCUGGGUUUCCACCUCAUGGUGUGUUAGCUGAUGAAUUUCCUCAUCUUGAUAUUAUCAAUGAUUUGCUCGAUGAUGAGUAUGGUAUACCAAGUGCAGCACAAGUUGGUCCCUUGUUUCAAAGUUUCAGCAAUGGACCGCACCACCUAACUGGUCAGUUUGACACAAGCUCAUGCAGGUUUGAGCGACCUCAUAGUUACCAUGAUGAAUUUCAACGUAGCUAUGGUGGUGGGUUUGACUUGUCACGAGAGAUGGUUCAACAGCAACAACCCAACUUACAGCCUUUUGUUAAUGGACAUAUUAAUGGAUUGAUUCCCAACCAUUGGCAGAUGGCUGGUGCCGAUUUUUCUUAUCCCAGCUGGAGGAACUUGGAUAAUAAUGUGCGUCAGUAUCCAGAUUACUCUAACCUAAUGAUGGGUGUUAAUGGCUAUACCAUAUACCGUCCUUCAAAUGGACAGUGAAUAGGCUCCAUUAGUACUAAAAGAUCAAAGAAGUUGAUCUGAAAGGAAAUUUUAAGAAACACAUGUAUAGAUUUGAUUCUCUCUAUUGUUGAUUUAUGUCUCAGUCUUGGCCCUUAAAAUGGCAAGUCCUA